AUGGCCACGCUGAGUGUGAAGCCAGGGCAGAGGUUCACCUUGCCGAACUGGCAUGCCAACUCUGAGCUCAUCUCAGCUAAUGCUGAACGCCAGCGUUCUGCUUCCCACUGCGUCCGACAGGAAGUCCGGAUUCUCCACAAUGAAACCAACAACCAGACAAAAUGGGAUGAGAAUGACAAUCGAACCCGCCUGGCUGAACGCAUCAGCAGUGUGAACAGAUGGAAAGAGACCCUGGACAAAUGCCUCACAGACGUAGAUGCGGAAAUUGAUGCCUUAGCCAAAGUGAAGGAAGCAGUUGAACAUGCCCUCCAGGCAAAGAACUUGCCUUUGGAUGUUGCCAUAGAGUGCCUGACACUCCGUGAGAGCCGCCGCGCCAUUGAUGUUGUGAGGGACCCUGUGGAGGAGGAGCUGCACAAGGAGGUGGAGGUGAUAGAAAAGGCCAAGAGAGACCUACAGCAGAGAGUGAACGAAGCCUUUGAACAGCUCUGCCUUUUACAGGAAGCUCGCCAGCAGCUGAGCUAUGAUCACCGGGGCAAGAUGGAAACGUUGGAAAUAGAUCGAGUGUGCUUAUCCCUCAAUGUGAACUCUCCCAACAUCUCCUUCAAGGUCAAUCCAACACGGAUCCCAGGCAGAUCAACUUCACUUCAGGAGUGGGAUGAUUAUAGCCAGCGCAACAAGGACCGUGCUGAGGCUGAAAUGAAAGCCUCAAAUGAGCUUCGGGAAGCAAUAGCACUUGCCAUUGCCCAGACAAACAACGAGCUGGAGGCUCAGCGUGUAGCCACGGAGUUUGCCUUGCGCAAGAGGAUUCGAGACUUGGAAAAAGCCUAUGAUGAGUUGAAAUGGCAGGAGAAGAAUACCUUGGAGGAAAUUGCUGAAAUGGAAGAGGACAUCCGACGUUUGGAAGAUGAUCUUCGGAGGAAAAUGCAAGACCUGAAACUGGCACACACUCGCCUGGAGACCCGCACGUAUCGGCCCAAUGUGGAGCUGUGUCGGGAUCAGGUCCAGUACGGGCUGACAGAUGAGAUUCAGCAGCUGGAGGGAACAAUCAGUGCCCUGAAGCAGAAGCUAGCGCAGUCACAGGAUGCCUUGGAUGCUCUCUACAGACAGCUCUACCAUAUCCAGACAGAUAUUGGCUGCAAAGCUAAUUCCCUCGUGCUGGACAACAAGUGCAUGGAUAGCCGGAGAAAGCUCACAGUUCCUGCCGAGAAAUUUGUGCCAGAGGUUGACACCUUCAACCGGACCACAAACCGUAUGCUCUCCGCACUGAAGAGCAAGCAAUUGGAGUUGGUUUAAUGCACUCUGGUGUGUUGUGCAACGAGCUUCACUGAAGAGAAAGCUACCAGUGACUCAGUUACGUAGCAAGAAAAAUGGACAUCUGUGUCAUGUUAGGAUAAUGUAAUUCUGAUCCCUCCCCCUAGUUUGUUAUAUAACUGUCUGUCCCCUUGUAUGCUGUAUAGCCUCUUGCACUCUGAAGAGCAUUAUAAACAAUAAAGAGU
Molecule: messenger RNA, 1496 nt
Organism: Rhea pennata
Lineage: Eukaryota; Metazoa; Chordata; Aves; Rheiformes; Rheidae
Gene: TEKT2
Product: tektin 2
Exons: 9
Coding region: 1-1293 (430 amino acids)
Biological process (GO): cilium assembly; cilium movement involved in cell motility
Cellular component (GO): nucleus; microtubule cytoskeleton
Source: RefSeq, a predicted model, not a curated record